CAAAUAUGGCGCUUGCUUAUUGACAUUUGUUGCAUUUGCGUUAUGUUAAAAAAAUCUUAAAAUUUAAUUUGGUUAAUUAUUAAUCAUGGAAACUAAUGCUGAAACGUUUAUUUUCUUAGCUAGAUGUAAAUGCUGUCUUAACGAAGGUGAAUUACAAAACUUAUGGGAGCCAUACCUAUUUGAUGGAGAAACGGAAAUAUACGGAGAAAUGUUAUCAGAAUGUUUUUCGCUAUCACCGCAAGCUGACGAACAUUUGCAAAGUAUAGAAAUGAUAUGUAAUUCUUGCAUUAAGAGGUUAAGAGAUGCUCUCAGUUUCAGAAGAGAAGUAAUAGCAAGCAUCCAAGUGCUAAAAGAGCAUCAGGAUAAAAUGUUCCUACAUACAAUAGCAAAAGAGGAAGAGGUAGAAACAGAGAAAGAAUCGGAAUAUCAAAGUAUUGAGUAUUUAGAUUUCACAGAAGGAAGUAAAGAACAGUCCAGUGAUGAUGAUAAUAUAAUAAAUGAUGAAUCACAAAAUUUGAAUAAAAAAACCACCAAAGAUGUUACAAAAUGGCCGAAAAAGCUGCCAAAAGAGUUCAGAAAUAAGACAUACAAACAGUACAGUGUUAGUGCAUUGAAAAUGGCCAUCGAUGCUGUGUUAAGCGAGAGAAUGACAAUUGCCCAAGCUUCUGUAACUUACGGUGUGCCACGGAAGACGGUAACCGCAAAGAUUCAUGCGGCAAGGAAUAAAAAAGAGGAUAAAGAUGACGAACCAAAUAAAUUUUACGAACAAGAGAAACACAAUAAACUUGUAGAAGAAAUAAAGAUAAUAUUAACAUACACAAACGCUGUACCUUAUAAAUCUAAAGCUUCACGAUAUUAUUGUAUUUAUUGUUCCGAUAGUCCAGGUUUUGAAGACGGUCAGGAUUUAAGAACACACACAAGAACUAAACAUAUCGCAGAAAGAACAUCAGGUAUAGAUCAAAUAAUGAGACCUCCGUGGUUAAAUGAAGUUAUUAAAUUAGAUAUACAUUGUCUUCAUUGUACAAUAUGUUUAACUUCUAUAACAAAUUGGAAUGAUAUGUUCCGUCAUCUUGAAGAACAACAUGAAAUUGUUCUAGACGAAGCAUAUACUAAAGUUAUACCUUUUAUACUGAAUAGUGAAUUAAAUUGCGCGUUGUGUAGUGAAUCAUUUUCGAGCUAUCAUUAUUUAGAUGGUCAUAUGAAUUCACAUUAUAGUAAUUACAUUUGUUACGAAUGCGGCGAUAUAUUUUUAGCUGCAAGUCGUCUUAACAGACAUAUCGAAACUCACCAAUUAGGUGAAUAUCCAUGUCCUGCUUGCGGUAAAAUAUUCAAAUCGAAUAAAUAUAUGAGAAAACAUUAUGAUUAUAUACAUAAUACAGAGAAAAAGAUAAAAUGUUAUUAUUGUCCGGAAAGAUUCUUUGGUACAUAUGAAAGACAUCAACAUAACCUUAAAAUGCAUAAGGAACGGGUUAAAAUUAUGACUUGUGAGGUUUGCGGGAAGACAUUUGAUUGGUUACCGUAUUAUACGAGUCAUAUGAGAAGAAUACACGGGACAGAAAAGAAUUAUGAAUGCAAAGAUUGUGGAAAAAUGUUUUUAAUGAAAUAUGAAUUAAAUAAUCAUAGAAUUAAACAUAAAACAGAAAAGAAUUUUGUGUGUGAUGUAUGUUCUAAACAAUUUAAAAGCAAACCUGGGUUAUUAAAGCAUUAUCAAAUUUCUCAUGGUUAAACUAACUUUAUGUGCCAACAAAUAUUGCAUGUUUAUUUUAUUAUGCUUUUCGGCAAAUGACGUUCUGCUCAUAGUAAAUACAACCUUGUUAAUAAAUUGUUAUUCCUAAUUAU
Messenger RNA from Papilio xuthus (Asian swallowtail), 1839 nucleotides. Its product is annotated as zinc finger protein 546-like. The coding region runs from base 86 to 1726 and encodes 546 amino acids. Gene Ontology annotation, molecular function: DNA-binding transcription factor activity, RNA polymerase II-specific; RNA polymerase II transcription regulatory region sequence-specific DNA binding; zinc ion binding. The transcript has 5 exons. The record is from RefSeq and is a predicted model, not a curated record. NCBI's taxonomy places the organism in Eukaryota, Metazoa, Arthropoda, Insecta, Lepidoptera, Papilionidae. Gene Ontology annotation, biological process: regulation of transcription by RNA polymerase II. Gene Ontology annotation, cellular component: nucleus.